Messenger RNA from Anarrhichthys ocellatus (wolf-eel), 6416 nucleotides. RefSeq names its product tetratricopeptide repeat protein 28-like. The record is from RefSeq and is a predicted model, not a curated record. Gene Ontology annotation, molecular function: protein binding. NCBI's taxonomy places the organism in Eukaryota, Metazoa, Chordata, Actinopteri, Perciformes, Anarhichadidae. The transcript has 21 exons. The coding region runs from base 1081 to 5898 and encodes 1605 amino acids.
CUUUGGGUCUGUGUGAAGUCUGUGCAAAACGAGCGUCGUUAACUGUCUUGGAGCUGAAUCAUAAUUAAUGUUAUUCUAAUUUUUAUACAAACUGAUUUAAAUACAUAUUUGAUUUCCCAUCUUUGCUGAGCAAAAGUUUUGUGCAAAAGUAAUUAAAGGCGUGUCCCAAAUAUAUGCUGAGUUCAGUUGAAUUUCGUGAUAAAUAAAAGCCUGGGCUAUUAAUUGAAGCUCAUGGUAAGUGCAUGUCCCAAAAUGUCGAACUAAUUUAAUUUGUGUAUUUCAUUCUCCUCUACAUUGUGACUGUAUUCAGCCUGUCUGCUGGUGGAGUGAGCUGGAGCACAUGAUUUGCAUUAAUUACAUCUUCUUUAAGUGAAUGCUGAACAUGGGUUAUAUUCUCUGUUACAGACUAGAAUACAGACACACCAUGUGAUCUGAACAUGUAUUUGAAACAUUAAGUCCAUCAAAAAGUGUCUUCAUGCUGUAACCAAUCGGAUUCAGCGCUCUGGACUUAUUAAUGUCUGUUUGUACGUACGUUUAUGUCCUGUGCUCUCCAAUUAGUUUGCCGGGACAACAUUCAUGCACAAAAUCUCGAAUGAGCUCUUCUUCCUCAAGCGUACGCACAUUUUAAACUAGAGUCGUGAUAAUAAUGAAAAUAAUAUUGUUUUUUCAGUAACAGUAACGAGCAGCAGCGGAGAUGGGAGUAGAUGGAAGUUCCCUCGCGUCUUCCCACAGAGUAUACACCCCACAUGUCUCUCCUAUGAAAGCACAGAAGUAACGUUCACCGACAGAAGAAGAACGGGGCUUAAUGAUGGCUUUCCUUCAUCCGUCUCUUCCCGCUCUCUGGAGUGACGAUGAGAGUAGAGUCACUCAUUUAUCCCGAUGAGCGCCGCCUCUGUAGAUGUUUCUACUCUUUCUCUCGGAGGAUACUGAGCUGUUUUCCAGCCCAUCAUCUAAAUUAUUAACCUAUUUGCUUGCUUAAAUUGGGUCUCUCUGAUAAAAACGAGUGCUUUGAUAGUAGGUGAAGACGGUACUGUGAUAUGCAUUUUUACUUUGCUUUUAUUGUUUGUAAGCUCAGACUAAAUGAUCUCGUCCUUUGUCUCGUCCACCCGCCCCUCUCUCUUCAGAUCUAUGGGGAGCCUCCAGCAGGCGUUGGUGUGCUUUGAGAAGCGGCUGGUGGUCGCCCACGAGCUGGGCGGAGAAGGAGGGGGCAAGGCUCAGGCGUACUGGGAGCUGGGCACGUUACACAGCCAGCUGGGCAACUACGAGCAGUCCCUCUCCUGCCUGGAACACCAGCUGAACAUCGCACGCACAGCGGGGGAUAAAUCCCUGGAGGCAGAGGCGAGCGAUGCACUUGGAGGCGUUUACCAGCUGAUGGCCGACAACGAGACAGCGCUACAGUGGCACCAGAGGGCGCUGGACAUAGCGGAGCAGACGGGGUGCGUGAGGAGCCAGGGUCGAGCCUACGGAAACCUGGGGCUCACCUACGAAGCUCUCGGGAAGUACGAGCGGGCCGUGGUCUUCCAGGAGCAGCACCUCAGCGUGGCGGCACAGACCAACGAUCUGGUCGCUAAAACUCUGGCCUACGGGAGCCUGGGGAGGACACACCACGCUCUGCAGAACUAUGCACAGGCUGUGAUGUACCUGCAGGAAGGUCUGCGUCUGUCAGAGCAGUUGGGUCGGAGAGAAGAUGAAGCGAAGAUUCGUCAUCGCCUCGGUCUUUCUCUGUGGGCCGGAGGAAACCUGGAGGAGGCGCAGCACCAGUUGUACAGAGCGUCCGUGUUGUUCGAGGCUAUUCGUCACGAGACGCAGCACAGCACCGACUGUAAGCUCUCUCUGUUCGACCUGCAGACCAGCUCGUACCAGGCCCUCCAGAGAGUCCUCGUCAGCCUCGGCCGGCACGACGAGGCGCUGGCCAUCGCGGAGCGAGGCCGGACGCGAGCCUUCGCCGACCUCCUGGUGGAACGGCAGAAAGGAAGUCAGCAUGCCGCGACCUCCGACCCCUACGUCCCCGUCACUGUGGAGAACAUCCUGGAGACGGUCAACGGGCAGAGGGCCCUGGUCCUCUACUAUUCUCUGGCUGGAGGUUUUCUGUACAGCUGGCUGAUAUCUCCAGGGACAGGUAUUGUGAAGUUCAACGAGGUGUAUCUGGGAGAAGCUGGACUGGAGGAGUUCCAGGAUGCUGGUGGUGGUGGUGGGAGUCCGCAGGGAGGAGGAGGAGGAGGAGGAGGAGGAGGAGGAGGUCCUCUGUCUCUGGAUCAGUACAUCGGCAACGCCAGGGAGGCUCUCGGAGUGGACAGCCAUUACAGCAGAAUUUGCUCCAGCAGUGAGACAGAAAGUGAAGCCGGAGAUCUGUUGGAGCAACACUUUGAGGAGCUGAACAACAAACUGACGUCGGCCACCGACCCCACGGGAUACCUCCGCAUGGUGUCCCGAAAUAACCUCUUCAACAGAAGCUGUCAGAGCAUGACGAGUCUGUACAGCGCCACAGUGUCUCCAGUGAAGGACGGCUUGUCGUCUCCACCGUACCGGCCGAGUAACAUCAGCAAACCUCCUCUCCGAGCCCUUUAUGACUUACUCAUAGCGCCGAUGGAAGGGGGCCUGAUGCACAGCAGUGGACCCGUGGGUCGACACCGACAGCUGGUGUUAGUGCUGGAGGGGGAGUUGUACCUCAUCCCGUUUGCCUUGCUCAAAGGCAGCUCCUCCAACGAGUAUCUGUAUGAAAGGUUCAGCCUCAUCUCUGUUCCUUCUUUAGGCAGCCUGGGAGCCACGAUCAAGAGUCAUCCUCGCCGCGGUGGUCCCUUACUGUGCUCAGAUGGAGGCUCAGUGGCUGCGGUGGUCGGGGCUCCUCGCCUGCCCCCCUCUGUGAUGGACCGCUGGCUGUGGGGCCCCUUGCCCUCAGCCCAAGACGAAGCUCUGUGGCUGGGGGAACAGAUGGGAUGUCACGCCCUGACCGGAGCCAACGCCACGAAGGAGCGCGUGCUCGCGGCUCUGAGUCAGGCGGAGUGCGUCCACUUUGCGACUCACGUGUCGUGGAAGCUCGCCGCCUUGGUGCUCGCCCCCAGCCAGGAGCACGCCGCGGGGGAGGGGGCCGCCGGGCGACCCAGGGAGAGGUCACCGUGCGGGGGGUCGGGGGGAAAGAUCAAGGGCUCGCUCCAGAACAGCCACAGCAGCCCAGAGAGUCUCAGAGGGGCGGACGAAACCAGCGAGGACGGGGGAAGUGUGUGUGACGUGGAGAGUGUGUGUGACAGUCCGCCGCUUCACGACUUCCUCCUCACUGCUGCUGACAUCCUGGACCUGUGCUUGACCGUCAAACUGGUAGUUCUGAGGUUGUACCCGGAGUCCAGCAGCAGGGCGACGGCUGACGGCGUGGUGGGCCUGACCCGAGCCUUCCUGGCCGCGGGGGUCCAGUGUGUGUGCGUCUCUCUGUGGCCCGUGCCCAUAGCGGCCUCCAAACUCUUCACGCACACCUUCUACGCGGCGCUCCUCAACGGGACCAAAGCCAGCGCGGCUCUGACGGAGGCCAUGAAGACUCUGCAGAGCAGCAAGCACUUCUCACACCCGUCCAACUGGGCCGGCUACAUGCUGGUCGGCAGCGACGUGAAGCUGAACAGCCCCAUGUCUCUGGUUGGACAGGCUCUGGCUGAGAUCCUGCAGCAGCCAGAGAGAGCGAGGGACGCCCUCAGAGUCCUGCUGCACCUGGUUGAGAAGUCUCUGCAGCGCAUCCAGAGCGGCCAGUGUCACCCGAUGUACACGUCUCAGCAGAGCGUCGAGAACAAGGUUGGCGGUGUCCCCGGGUGGCAGGCGCUCCUGUCCGCGGUGGGUUUCCGGUUGGACUUCUCCGGCAGCGGCGCUGGUCUCCCCGCGGCGGUUUUCUUCCCCACCUCAGACCCCGGGGAUCGGCUGCAACAGUGCAGCACCACUCUGCAGUCUCUGCUCGGUCUCACUCCUCCGGCUCUGCAGGCUCUCUGUAAACUGGUCACAGUGUCCGAGGCCGGAGAACCGUUGAUUCAUAAGGCGGUUAAAAGCAUGGUGGGAAUGCUUCACCAGGUGCUGGUUCAGUUGCAGUCGGGCGACAAAGACCAGGACUUUUCUCUGGCUCCCAUUCAAGUGUCCAUAAGCGUGCAGCUCUGGAGGCUUCCGGGCUGCCACGAGUUCCUGGCGGCGCUCGGCUUCGAUCUCUGUGAGGUGGGUCAGGAGGAGGUCCUGCUGAAGACCGGGAAGCAGGCCAGCAGGCGCAUCAUGCACUUCGCCCUCCAGUCUCUUCUGGCGCUCUUUGACUCCACAGAGCUUCCCAAGCGUCUGAGCAUGGACAGCUCCUCGUCCCUGGAGUCUCUGUCCUCCUCCCAGUCCGCCUCCCAGCCUCACUCCUUACCCCUCUCCUUCGGGUGCUACCCGCCUCAGCCCUCCUCCUUCUUGCCCCCCGUCUGCCCGGACAACCUCUCCUGCGACGCCAUCUCCGUCUACAGCCUCAGCUCGCUCGCCUCCUCCCUCAGCUUCCUGUCGCGACCCGAGCCCGCCGGCAGCGACAUCAUCAGCCAGCGCUCCCACCAGCACCAGCAGGAGCCGGAGAGGCCUCGCGGCGGGGGAACGGGCCUCUACGCCUCGCACCGCCACUCGAGCGGCCUGUCGAGAGGUCGGCUGACCAAUCACGGAGGAGGGGGAAGAGGAGAGGAAGAGGAGUAUGAGGGGUUCUCCAUUGUAAGCAGCGAGCCGCUAGGGCGAGGGAGGAGGGACUGUGACACGCUGCCUCUGCCUGCGGGACACCGACACGGCAGAGGCGGAGCCGGGAGAGGGUCGGCCGGGGGUCACGGGUACCCGGUUAUGAUCUCCUCCAAGGGAAGCAUCAGCACGCCGACGUCUCCGAUCAAAGCUCCGCCACCGCCGCUGAAAGUCCACACCAGCCCCAACCCCAAAGAAAUCGCUGCUCCUCAGAGCACGGGGAAAGGGAAGGCGAGCAGCUCGGAGUCGGACCAGUCCAGCACGGAGACGGACAGCACGGUGAAGUCCCAGGAGGAGAGGACGGGGCCCGUGGGACAGCUGGACCCGCAGGAACUGGCCCAGAAGAUCCUGGAGGAGACCCAGAGCCACAUGCAAGCCGUGGAGAGCCUGCAGAGGGCCAACAGCGUCAGGGGGACGACGCCGUCAACUCCUACUACCCCGACUUUGACUCCCGCCGGAGGAGCGCGAGGCUUUCGGCCCUCGGAGAGCAGCGCGUUCAGCCGGCCGCCCAGCAGAGCCGGCCUGAAGCCGUGCUCCUCCCCUCUCUUCUCCCUCUCCACAUCAACGCCUCCCCCGACUCGACCAAAGCCUCCGUCGCGCUCCUCGUCUCUGCAGAAGAUCAGCAGCCCGGCUCCCUCCUCUCCCUCUUUGUCUCUCCCCGCCGUGUCCCCAGAUGUGCACGUGCAGCUCAAACUGAGGUACCCCACCUCGCCGUACGCCGCCCACAUCUCGCCCUCACACUCUCCGGCCGACAGCGCCCCGUCGCCGGCCCUCUCCUACUCCUCCGCGGGAUCCGUCUCCGCCUCCUCCUCCAGCCCCGCAAACACCCCCGAACUCACCCGGUCCAAGCGGGACAGUAAAGUCCAGGCCGUGCAUGACUUAAAGACCUUCUGGGCCAACAACGCGGGCCAGAAACACGAGCUGCCCUGCAACGCCAGCUUACUCCGAGGUGGGAGUAAUAAAAAGAUGAGCACGGUGCAGAAGGACGUUUUGGGUUUGCUUAGUCUCUCACCGAGACACGAGUCCGUCAGCAAAAACGCAGACGGAUCGGAGAGCCACAGAGGUCCCCAAAAACUGGAGGCCAGACCUCCUCCUGCUAAAGGAGGCGUCAAGCUCCCCUCUGGGAACGGAUACAAGUUCCUCUCACCUGGACAUUUCUUUCCUUCCUCCAAAUGUUGAGAGGAGUCUUCUGUGUCUUUCUCGGUGUUUGUACCUUGACAGACGCUGUCCAUUUGUCAGCUAAAUACUACCACGUUUUUUUUAAAGCAAUACCUGUUGAUUUAAAAAAGAAAAGUACCGUUUCGUACUGACUGAUUUUACACAUCGCUACUUUGUUUUGGUGAAGGGAUGUUUUGAAUGUGAUGACUGUGCCUUCAUUCUGGAGAGAGCUGGAAGGACCAGAGGACUCCUGGAGAGACUUGUUGAGGCUUUAAUCUUUGUUUUCAUGACUAGAGAGCAUGAGUCUUCGAGUCUUCAUGUCUUCGUGUCUCAUGUCUCCAUGAUCUGUCCUCAGUCUGCUGACUGAGAACGUUUCCUGUCCACCUCACUGCUCGCUAUACGUUUGUGUGAGUCGACCUGAAUUUGAUUUAUCGUGUAUUAAUUAUUGUUAAACGUCACGAUUGUCGCCGUUUAUUUUGUAAAGUAAGCCGUGUUUUCCAGUCCUUAUAACACAUUUUAUAUAAAGACAAUUAAAAGAC